Messenger RNA from Camellia sinensis, 1607 nucleotides. Its product is annotated as Cobalamin biosynthesis CobW-like protein. Gene Ontology annotation, cellular component: cytoplasm. The record is from RefSeq and is a predicted model, not a curated record. Lineage: Eukaryota; Viridiplantae; Streptophyta; Magnoliopsida; Ericales; Theaceae.
UUAAUUUCAAUUCAUUCGCGUUGAACCCGUUCGUCCGAUUCAGUUCGCUCACUCAUCCAAUUUUCAAAACAUUUUCAAACAUUUUCCUAUUGAGAAUGGAAGACGACGAGGACCAAGAACCACCGCUCGCUGUUGAAAUCAACGAUACCACCACCGUCGACCUUAACCCAUCGCUGCAGUCCCUUCAAUCUGAUCAACGGCUGGACAUCGUCGACGCUUCACCGGUCGGCGUCACCGUCAUCACAGGCUAUCUCGGUGCCGGCAAAUCCACUCUGGUGAAUUAUGUAUUGAAUACCCAACAUGGGAAGAGGAUUGCUGUGAUAUUGAAUGAGUUUGGUGAAGAGAUUGGAGUAGAGAGGGCUAUGAUCAAUGAAGGUGAAGGUGGGGCUCUUGUUGAAGAAUGGGUUGAGCUGGCAAAUGGGUGCAUUUGUUGCACCGUCAAGCAUAGCCUGGUUCAAGCAUUGGAGCAACUUGUGCAGAGGAAGGAGAGGCUUGAUCAUAUAUUGUUGGAGACUACAGGAUUGGCGAACCCUGCUCCUCUUGCAUCUAUUCUCUGGUUGGAUGAUCAGUUAGAAUCAGCAGUCAAGCUUGAUUCCAUAAUUACUGUUGCAGAUGCAAAAAAUCUCCGUUACCAGCUCCAAAGGCAUCAUGAUUCUUCCUCAUUUCCUGAAGCAUUUUCACAAAUAGCAUUUGCAGAUGUCGUAAUUCUUAACAAGGUUGAUCUGGUUUCUCUAGAGGAUUCUGGAAGUGCCUUAGAGGAUCUGGAGAAGGAGAUACAUAACAUUAAUUCCCUUGCAAAUAUAAUUCGUUCUGUGCGGUGUCAAGUUGACUUGUCCAAGAUACUAAACUGCCGGGCUUAUGAUGCUUCACAAGUCACUCAUUUGGAAGCAUUAUUGGAAGAAAAUAAAUCUCUAUCUACCAGAGAACUUCAUGAUAGUGGUGUGCGAACCUUGUGCAUUUGUGAGCCAUGUCCUGUCAACCUUGAUAAGGUUCGAUUGUGGAUUGAAGAGAUUCUUUGGGAUAAGAAAUAUAACAUGGAUGUUUAUCGAUGCAAGGGAGUUCUAAGUGUCUUAAACUCAGAUCAGCUUCAUACUCUACAGGCCGUGCGAGAGAUAUAUGAGAUCACUCCUACACGUAAAUGGAGAAGCAAAGACAAUCAGACGAACAAGAUAGUUUUUAUAGGUCAAUCACUAAAUGAAGAGAUUCUUCUUAAUUCCUUCAGAGCCUGCAUAGCAACAACAGCUUGUUAAUUUUUGUUUUUCACAGACAUACAACCAACCUAGUGUUAUCAAGGAUGUGCAAUGGAUCAUGGUUAAAUAUCAAGUCAAAAGGACUCACUCAGUAGUUGCAAUUGAAGUCCUUCAUGGAACUUAAACAUCUGGGGAUUUCAGUUCUCUUACUAGUUGCUUUAGCUCUUCUCAAAGAACAUUUGUGUUGAGAUCUUCUCUUCUUCUUUUUUUCUUUUUCUUUUCCUUCAUUUUUUUUAUUUUUAUUUUUCUCCUCCCCUGUUGUGUAACCUAUUUCUAGCAUGUAUGAUGCUUACAUUUUGUUUGAAUUAUGGGAUUAUUCAAUGAUAAAGAGGGGAAGCCUUGUUUACAAUGAUAAAA